Glossina fuscipes is the source of this 1727-nucleotide messenger RNA. It is a transcript of the gene Rcd5, whose product is annotated as microspherule protein 1. Gene Ontology annotation, molecular function: G-quadruplex RNA binding; protein binding. The coding region runs from base 131 to 1654 and encodes 507 amino acids. Gene Ontology annotation, biological process: positive regulation of transcription by RNA polymerase II. The transcript has 4 exons. The record is from RefSeq and is a predicted model, not a curated record. Gene Ontology annotation, cellular component: MLL1 complex; NSL complex; Ino80 complex. NCBI's taxonomy places the organism in Eukaryota, Metazoa, Arthropoda, Insecta, Diptera, Glossinidae.
CUCUGAAUUAGCGACGUCAUCAUUAUUUUGUUGUUUAGAUAAUUAUUUAAAGUAAUCGUAGCUAAGUGUAGAGUGUGAGAUAGUAAGAAUUAUAUUUUCUCUAAAAAGAUUUAAAUUACAAAAAGUCGUAAUGGCGACGCCUACUAACACUGAAGUAUUAAACGAUUUACAGUCGGCACCGCUUGUACAAAAUUUGCCUAUCGAGUUGCAAAAUGACCAGAAACGUAGAAGUUCUUCCCGUUCCAUAAAACGUAAACGUUUCGAUGAUGAAAUAGUUGAAUAUAGUAUUACUCCUCAACAAUCGCGUGGGGAUCAAUCACGAGCAGGGCGCCCACGCACAACGUCUCAAACAUAUGUGCAACCCAUACAACCUCCCCCUCCCAUGCCUGUCCUACAACCAGUAGCGAGCACUACCAAUUCGUCAAUAACUGGAUCGCUAGAUGCACCUUCCAAUUUGGAAAAAGUAACAACAAACCCAGGCCUCUCAACUGGAAAUGUUGGUAAUUCGGCAAUGAGUUCACCCCAUGCUCCGGCUAUCACGGAUAGGUCUACAACAUUUCCAAGUUUAGAGAAAAGACGUCCGCCACGUUCCCAUCAGAAAAAAACUAAGAAGACCGGUCGUCCGCCAAGCCAAGUACCAACCAAAGACUUGGGACGUUGGAAACCCAUUGAUGAUUUAGCUUUAAUCAUAGGAAUUUUGCAAACGAAUGAUUUACGCAUCGUGCAUCGCGGAACAAAAUUUUCGUGCAAAUUCACUUUGUCAGAAUUGCAGGCAAGAUGGUUCUCCUUACUAUAUGAGCCGGCUAUUUCGAGAAUUGCAGUGGCUGCAAUGCGCAAUUUACAUCCAGAACUUGUAGAAUCUGUGCAAAGAAAAGCAUUAUUCAGCGUUAAUGAAGAGGAGAUAUUGACAACCAUUAAAAGCACGGAUAAUCCGAAACUAGAACAGUUUCAAGAUUUGUUGGACAAAAAUGCCUCCGUGUUUUAUAACGCCCGUACGGCCAAAUCUUUACAAAAUCAUUGGCAGAUGAUGAAACAAUAUCAGCUUUUGCCUGACCAAAUAGUUAAACCACUUCAUGUCAGUGAUCAACCGUUAAGCUUCUCAGAUGCUGAGGAUUUAAUUUUGGAUGCAGAAUUAAAUGAUCAACGCGACGAAGCACUAGAAAUUGAAUUGGCGUUGUCUGACCGUCAACAUAAACGAGAAAUCCGUUUGCUUGAGAAUGAGUUAAGUCGUUGGAACGUUCUAGUGGACUCAAUUACCGGAGUAGGUAUCGCGCCAGAAUUUGAUGGACAAACUUUGGCAGUUUUAAGAGGCCGACUAGUGCGCUAUCUUAUGCGUUCAAAAGAAAUAUCGUUUGGUCGCGAUGCCAAGGACUGCAUAGUAGAUGUGGAUUUAUCUUUGGAAGGGCCCGCUACUAAAAUAUCACGAAGGCAAGGCACUAUUAAAUUGCGCAGCAACGGCGAUUUCUUCAUAGCCAACGAAGGCAGACGGCCCUUAUUCAUAGAUGGAGUUCCAUUAUUAACAGGGAACAAAACGCGACUAGCUAACAAUUGCGUUGUAGAAAUUGCUGGAUUAAGAUUUGUUUUCUUGGUCAACUAUGAACUUAUAAAUGCUAUACGCCAUGAAAGCGCUAAGACGAUAUCUCCUUUGAACUAAAUAAGUAAAUAAAUUUGUAGGAAUAGUUUAUCGACAGAUUGUAAUAAAGAAAAAAAUAAAAAAAAUAUUGUCU